AUGGCCGGAAGAGGAAGAGGAAGAGGAAGAGGAAGCGGGAGGGGAAGGGCUAGUAGAAAAAAGGAGACAAAUUCAUCGAAUUCUGAUAAGAAGGUUAAGAGGUCACGGAGCAGCAAGGCCGGUCUUCGUUUUCCGGUCGGCAGAAUCGCCCGCUUCCUCAAGACCGGAAAGUACGCCGAUCGAAUAGGCGCCGGCGCUCCGGUAUACCUCGCCGCCGUCUUGGAGUACCUUGCCGCUGAGGUUUUAGAGCUGGCAGGAAACGCAGCAAAGGAUAAUAAGAAGACGAGGAUAGAUCCUACGCACAUCCAGCUUGCUGUGAGGAAUGAUACAGAGCUUUCCAAGCUGUUGGAAAAUGCCACAAUUCCUAAUAGUUGUGUGAUGCCCUUCAUUCACAAAUUCCUUAUUACUCAAUUUACCGAGGACUUUGAUGAUGAUAUGUAA
Dendrobium catenatum is the source of this 441-nucleotide messenger RNA. RefSeq names its product histone H2A-beta, sperm-like. Lineage: Eukaryota; Viridiplantae; Streptophyta; Magnoliopsida; Asparagales; Orchidaceae. Gene Ontology annotation, cellular component: nucleosome. The transcript is spliced from 2 exons. The coding region runs from base 1 to 441 and encodes 146 amino acids. Gene Ontology annotation, molecular function: DNA binding; structural constituent of chromatin; protein heterodimerization activity. The record is from RefSeq and is a predicted model, not a curated record.